This is a messenger RNA of Gorilla gorilla gorilla (western lowland gorilla), 798 nucleotides long. RefSeq lists its product as uncharacterized. The record is from RefSeq and is a predicted model, not a curated record. The coding region runs from base 1 to 798 and encodes 265 amino acids. The transcript is spliced from 6 exons. NCBI's taxonomy places the organism in Eukaryota, Metazoa, Chordata, Mammalia, Primates, Hominidae.
AUGUCCGAACAUCAAAAGGAGCAAACUCCAGACACAUCACCUUUAAGAGGACACAGCACCUUUGAGAACUGCGUCCGACCCGAAGUCCACGCGCCGGAACUCGGACCAGGAGCCAGAGGACCCCAGCGCAGAAUCCGCGGAGACGCACGGCUUCGUCGACCGCGCUCCCAGGUGGCGUUCCAGCCCAGAUCCGGCCACGAAGACACCGGCGACCUCGGCCUGGGUUUCCUGUUCGAUGAGCUCCAGAAAGAAGACGAUGCGAAGGAUAUAGAGACUUCAGUGAUUGAAGCUGGAGGAGACGAUGAGAAGAAAAUACGGACCAAACCCGAGCAGGGAGCAGGAGCAGGAAAAGAAAGUCACGUGUACGCGGGAGCUGCGGACCCCAUGAUCCACGAGAACCAGAAGGGCGGUGGUGGCCACCAGGAGCCCUGGCAGCAGCAGCCUGAGGAGUUGGCCCAGGACUCCUCCCCUGAGGAUCCGCAACCCCAAGAUCAGGAGCGUCUAUUCAGCCCCAGCGCAAAGCAACUGGCAAUAUGCAUGGAUGUGAGUGAAGCCGAAGUGGAAGCCAGUAAGCCUGAUGAAAGCAAUUGGGCCGAUGGGAAAUUGAAAGUACCUGUGACUGGUACUUUUUGCAACCGUUUGGACCUUUGCCCUCUGAUUGGUUGUGACAAGCAACCAAUCAGAAUGAUUGCAGGCUACCACUUCCUUUACAUGAGGUGGACACCAAGUGGCCAGUGGGAAACCUCUAGGGGGUACUUGGACCUGAGAAGAUUCUGUAUCUGGGGCCUUGAAUGCUGA